Choloepus didactylus (southern two-toed sloth) is the source of this 1374-nucleotide messenger RNA. RefSeq names its product microtubule-associated protein 4-like. Gene Ontology annotation, molecular function: microtubule binding. The record is from RefSeq and is a predicted model, not a curated record. Gene Ontology annotation, cellular component: neuron projection. NCBI's taxonomy places the organism in Eukaryota, Metazoa, Chordata, Mammalia, Pilosa, Megalonychidae. Gene Ontology annotation, biological process: microtubule cytoskeleton organization; neuron projection development.
AUGGACAGCAUAAUUUCCCUCCUUUUUGGAAUAGCCAAGCUAGAAGAAGGACAGCCUCUUGUUAGUGUGACCGGAAAUGACAUCACCACUCCUCCAAACAACGAGCUGCCUCCAAGCCCAGAGAAGAAAACAAAGCCUUUGGCCACCACUCAACCUGCAAAGACUUCAACAUCGAAAGCCAAAACACAGCCCACUUCUAUCCCUAAUCAGCCAGCUCCCACCACUUUUGGUGGGUCGAAUAAAAAACCCAUGAGCCUUGCUUCAGGCUUAGUACCAGCUGCCCCAUCUAAACGCCCUGCUGCCACCACUGCCAGGCCUUCCACCUUGCCUUCAAGAGACGGGAAGCCAAAGCCUGUUGCCGAGGCAAAGACUGCUGAGAAACGGGCUUCACUCUCCAAGCCAGCCUCUGCCCCGGCCUUCAAACCUGGCUCCAAGAACACCCAGACUGUCCCAAAAGCCACAGCAGCUGCCACUCCUGCCUCAGCUGGGCCAAGCAAUAGGAGCCCACCCAUACCCCUGCCCAAGAAGCCCACUGCCAUCAAGACUGAUGCAAAACCUGCAGACAUCAAGAAGAUGGCUGCAAAGUCUGCACCAGCUGACUCCAGUCGCACAAAGAGCGCUUCCACCAGUUCUGUGAAGAGAAACACCACCGUCACCAGAGCAGCCCCCUCUCCAGGAGUGGCUGCCAGCCGAGUCAAGCUCACGCCCACACCUCCACGGCCCUCCAGGACUCCUUCCAUGGACAAGAAGCCCGUGUCAGCCAGGCCCAGCCCUUCUGCCCCCAGGCUGAGCCGUCCAGCUGCCAACGCUUCGGCCCCCGAUUUGAAGAAUGUCCGCUCCAAGGUCGGCUCCACGGAAAACAUCAAGCAUCAGCCUGGAGGAGGCCGGGUCCAGAUAGUCUCCAAAAAAGUGAGCUACAGCCAUAUUCAGUCCAAGUGUGGUUCCAAAGACAAUAUUAAGCAUGUCCCUGGAGGUGGUAAUGUUCAGAUUUAGAACAAGAAAGUCGGCAUCUCUAAGUUCUCCUCCAAAUGUGGGUCUAAGGCCAACAUCAAGCACAAGCCCGGUGGAGGUGAUGUCAAGAUUGAAAGUCAGAAGUUGAACUUCAAGGAGAAGGCGCAGGCCAAGGUGGGAUCCCUCGAUAACGUGGGCCACCUGCCUGCGGGCGGUGCCGUGAAGACUGAGGACGGUGGCAGCGAGGCCCCUCCGUAUCUGGGUCCCCCUGCUGGGGAGGAGCCGGCCAUCCUUGAGGCAGCGCCCGAAGCUGGUGUCCCCACUUCGGCCAGUGGCCUCAGUGGCCACACCACUCUGUCAGGGGGUGGUGACCAAAAGGAGGCCCCUACCUUGGACAGACAGAUCCAGGAGACAAGCAUCUAA